Molecule: messenger RNA, 1827 nt
Organism: Arctia plantaginis
Lineage: Eukaryota; Metazoa; Arthropoda; Insecta; Lepidoptera; Erebidae
Source: the annotation of a GenBank genome assembly
AUGGCGGAUACAAGGAAUGGGGAGGACGUGUCACACGUCGGCGAAGGUGACUCUGUUUCGAAAGAUAUUGUUUAUCUUGAAGAAACAUUUUACAUUCUUUCAAAAAAGAAUUCGGUGUUCCGUGUUCAACUUACCUCUAAAGGUUUGUGUUUAACAAAAGAAACAGAUGGAAAUUCAAAGGAGCAAACCAUCCCUCUACGCGAUAUCAUUGGCAGUAAAUGCAUGAGGAGUAAAAGAAGGCGUCCAGGAGCCGGCUCUUGUGUUUGUAGUUCUUUGGUCGGUAGUCAUCAGCUUAAAGUGGUAGAUGAGAACAGCGGCGAUCUAGAUGAGAAUGACAUCAGUGCCUACCUGUACAUAUAUGCGUACAUCUUAAAACGAAGUCGUCGUACCUUGAAAAGAGAAAGAACUACAAUAACAUUGCGUUUUAGAUCUUUCGAUAAAUAUGAGGACAAUAACAGGGAAGCACAGAAAUGGAGGACCACCAUCAAAUGUUUGAUAGCCUCUCAACCAAUUACGUACACUCCACCGUCAAAUGAUAAGAAAUUACUCGUUCUGCUCAAUCCUAAGUCAGGGCCAGGCAAAGGCAGGGAAAUGUUUCAGUCUAAAGUAGUGCCUAUAUUACAAGAGGCAGAGGUACCUUACGAUCUUCAUGUUACAAAGUAUGCACAAUAUGCUCGUGAAUUUGUUCGUACGCGAAAUGUGUACGGUUGGCGCGCAAUUGUUGCUAUCGGUGGUGAUGGGGUGCUGUUCGAGAUAUUAAACGGCAUGUUCGAACGGCUGGAUUGGCAGCAGGCACUGGCAGAAGUACCACUUGCAAUAUUGCCCUGUGGUUCAGGCAAUGGUCUGGCUAGAACAAUCUGUCAUCUUUACAAUGAGCCAUACAUUCCACAAAACUUAACGGGUAUUACUAUGGGUAUAGUAAAAGGCAAGACGACACCAAUGGAUGUCGUACGAAUCGAAACUAAGAGUAAAAUAAUGUUUUCGUUCCUGUCUGUCGGCUGGGGCCUUCUAUCAGACAUCGAUAUCGAAAGCGAAAGAUUACGAGCUAUCGGCGGCCAGAGGUUUGCCGUUUGGGCAAUUGCCAGACUCGUGGGUCUGAGGACAUAUAAAGGUGUAGUGAGUUACGCGAAAAUUAAGGAUGUGAGCAAUUUGCCUAAACCAAAACAACCGCUAACCCUCAGCCACAGUAUCAGCCAAGACGGAGCGCUCGACUCCCCCGAUGCGGAAGCGUUUAUUGAUUGCGAAGAACCGACUGAGGUAUUUACAAACGCGAUUAAUGGAAAACAACAUCAAAGAGUCGAUUCGUGGUAUUCUGUUAAUUCUCGGAGGAGUGCGUUCUUCAGUACACGUGGUUCAGAGUAUCAUAGCGUGACGAGCAGUGGGUCAGAAAUGCGGUCACCAGUCCAUGCCUGUAUGCACGGACCCGCCUCUCACCUGCCGUCCUUAAUGUCACAGUUGCCAUCACAUUGGGUACAAGAAGAGGGUGAGUUUGUCCUGGUCCACGUGUCUUAUCAACCAUAUAUAGGCGAGGACUUUUUAUUUGCACCACGUUCUGAGCUCUCCGAUGGCGUUAUAUGGAUGUUGAUAAUCAAAGCUGGAAUAUCACGAUCUCAACUUCUAUCUUUUCUACUUGGUGUGGGACAGGGUGCACAUGUCGAUAUGAAUAGUGAAUACAUUAAGAUGAUCCCGGUAAGUGCGUUUAGAAUAGUCCCGGAAGAGGGAUCUAGCGGUUAUCUUACUGUGGAUGGCGAAGUUGUAGAAUACGGACCCAUUCAGGCUGAAAUAUUCCCUAAUAUAGUUAAUUUAUUGGUCCCAGAAAUGAAAUAA